UCCCAGCAGCGGCCCGGGAAAGGUUAUCGGAGCCGACACCCCCAACACCGCAGCCCUUUGGCAACGUUUCCCCAGCCGAGUCUCUUGUCUUCGUUCUCGCCGUCAUCAGCUGACUAAGCAUCGGGAUUUGCACCAUCACGCGGACAUCAUCCACACUGCGGGCCGGACCGGUGCGGAGUCAAUGCCAUCUUCGAAGAACCGCCAGGCGCUCCUGCUUCAGACUCGCCGCGCCACGCACGUCGUGUGAGCGCCAACUGCCGCCUCGCUGGCUCCUGUUAGCGCGCAGGGAUGUUGAUGUUGCCCACGGACGCAGCAGCGCCUCGAUGAACAACCUGGCCGUCGCGACUGCGUCCUAACGCUGCCUGUACUCUGUAGAAGAAGGACAACUCCCAUUCCCUGGCACCGUCCCACUUCCUCUUGAUCUCCAGAUCUCCAUUGAACACCUCAAAAGACUCCUCUCGUCACCACACCUCCACCCCUUGGAGGGACGCUCCUGUUUUGCAGCUAUGCCAAAUAAUACUAGGGUGACCCAGCUGGAGCACAGCAGCGAGCCGGUCACCGAGUCUGUGGCCGACCUGCUGUCUCUGGAGCACCCGAUGGACUAUAAGAGCAGUCAGAUGAGCAUGGGACUCAGUCCUGGCUCCACUGCCCCGGGGAGGGCGCUGCUACCGUCCCCUGACCCUGAUGCAGAGGACGGACGGCCAGCUUGGAACAAUAAAUUGGAGUACAUUCUGGCACAGGUGGGCUUCUCUGUGGGCCUGGGCAACGUCUGGAGGUUCCCCUACCUGUGCCAGAAGAAUGGUGGAGGUGCUUACUUGGUGCCCUACUUCAUUCUCCUCCUCCUCAUCGGUAUCCCUCUCUUCUUCCUGGAAUUGGCGGUGGGACAGAGGAUUAGGCGCGGCAGCAUCGGUGUGUGGAACUAUGUGUACCCCCAGCUGGGGGGCAUCGGUGUCUCUAGUCUGAUGGUGUGCGGCUUUGUGGGCCUCUACUACAAUGUGAUCAUCGGAUGGAGCAUCUUCUACUUCUUCCAGUCUUUCCAGUACCCGCUUCCUUGGGCUGAAUGUCCCGUCCACAUCAAUGGAACCCAAGCCACCGUGGAGCCAGAGUGCGAGAAGAGCUCAGCGACCACAUACUUUUGGUAUCGUCAGACCCUCAACAUCACCAGCAGCAUCGAUGACACUGGCGGACUGAACUGGAAGAUGACUCUUUCCUUACUGGUGGCUUGGAUCCUGGUGUGCUUGGCCGUCAUCAAGGGCAUCCAGUCCUCUGGGAAGGUGAUGUACUUCAGCUCUCUCUUCCCGUACUUGGUGCUCUUCUGCUUCCUGGUGAGAGGGUUGUUGUUGAGAGGAGCGGUGGAUGGCAUCGCGCACAUGUUCACCCCCAAGCUGGAGAAGAUGCUGGAGCCGCAGGUGUGGAGGGAGGCGGCCACCCAGGUCUUCUUUGCGCUAGGUCUGGGCUUUGGCGGCGUCAUCGCCUUCUCCAGUUACAACAAGCGAGACAACAACUGCCACUUCGACGCCGCUCUGGUCUCCAUCAUCAACUUUGUGACCUCCAUCCUGGCCACGUUGGUCGUGUUUGCCGUCCUGGGCUUCAAGGCCAACAUCAUGAACGAGAAGUGUGUUGUUGAAAAUGCUGAGAAAAUCCUCGUGUAUCUGAAUACCAGCGUGCUGAGCAAAGAGCUCAUCCCUCCUCAUAUCAACUUCUCCCACCUGAGCACAAAGGACUACGCGGAGAUGUACGGCGUCAUCAGGACGGUGAAGGAGGACAACUUUGCCCAGCUGGGCCUGGAUCCCUGUGUGCUGGAGGAUGAACUCAACAAGGCGGUCCAGGGCACCGGUCUGGCGUUCAUCGCUUUCACGGAAGCCAUGACGCACUUCCCCGCCAGCCCUUUCUGGUCUGUCAUGUUCUUCUUCAUGCUGAUUAACUUGGGCCUGGGGAGCAUGAUUGGAACCAUGACGGGCAUCACCACACCGAUACUCGAUGCCUUCAAGGUCCGCAAAGAGAUCCUAUGCGUGGUCUGUUGCGUCAUCGCCUUCCUGCUGGGUCUGCUGUUUGUGCAGCGCUCGGGGAACUACUUUGUCGCCAUGUUUGACGACUACUCCGCUGGUUUGCCACUCACCGUGGUGGUCAUCCUGGAGAACAUCUCUGUGGCCUGGAUUUAUGGCACCAAACGGUUCAUGCAGGACCUGGAGGACAUGCUUGGAUUCAGGCCGUACUCUUUCUAUUACUACAUGUGGCGGUACGUGUCACCGACUGUACUGGUGGUGCUUAUUAUGGCCACUGUCAUCGAGAUGGCCGUCAGCCCCGCGGGGUACAACGCCUGGGUUGAGGCCGAGGGCUCAGAGCGCUUCCACAGCUACCCACCCUGGGCUUUGGGCAUGGCCUACUCCCUCAUCGUGGUGGCCAUGUUGCCCUUACCUCUUAUUUUCAUGGCCCGCCACUUCAACCUGGUGUCUGACGGCUCCAACAAGCUGUCCGUGUCCUACCGGAAAGGCAUGAUGAAGGACAUGUCCAACCUGGAGGAGCAGGACGAGCAGCGCUUCAUCCUCAGCAAGAACCCCGGCGAGGCUCCUUCUCCGAUGCCUCCUUACCGUGCCUACCUGGGGCCCGGCGGCACCCAGGAGAUGACCAACACCAACUACGGCACCGGCACCAAGACGGGCUACCAGAACAUCGGCUCGCCCGAGUCCGAGCUAUGAUGCAGCAUUUGCAUCUUUGGCCACUUGGAAAAAGGAAAAGUGUCCCAGUGUUUCCAUGUUCUUCUCUUCUUUGUAUCACCUUCACUUUUCUCCGAGGCGUCCGCCGAGAGCUUUGCCGAGCUUCAGGUGUGUCCAAUUCCAAAGAAGCCACGUUUAGGAGCUGGGUCGGGAAUGUAAGAGCACAAACUUAGCCGCCGGUUUACAUUUCAAUGCUUCACAUUUGACCUUUGACCUCUGACCUAUGUAAAAGGAGGUGAUGGACGAGUGAUGGAGUUAAACAAGCACAUGCUACCUUUGGGACAGAUGCAGCUCGUUAGAACCUCUCUGAGCCUGAAGAUGGAACAAAAAGCUCUGCUUCUUCGCUUUUCCAUUUCAAUCCAUCGUUUAAUCAAGCUGACCGCUUUUGUUUGAUCAGCUUCACGCUUGUCGUCACGGAGACGUCAGUUUGAUGCCCAAAGGUGUUUAUGCUGAAUGCGAGGCUCCUGAGGCCCUCGCUGCGGAAAAAUAGAGCUGGCUGCCCAGGGGACGCCGUGGCAACGCGCCAUGGAU
Doryrhamphus excisus (bluestripe pipefish) is the source of this 3248-nucleotide messenger RNA. Lineage: Eukaryota; Metazoa; Chordata; Actinopteri; Syngnathiformes; Syngnathidae. The record is from RefSeq and is a predicted model, not a curated record.